Molecule: messenger RNA, 1768 nt
Organism: Etheostoma cragini (Arkansas darter)
Lineage: Eukaryota; Metazoa; Chordata; Actinopteri; Perciformes; Percidae
Gene: rspo4
Product: R-spondin 4
Exons: 5
Coding region: 816-1640 (274 amino acids)
Source: RefSeq, a predicted model, not a curated record
GACUUCCUACGUACCUGACUGCUUACCCACACAGGCAACAAAUCAAUCACAACAAACACGGCCAGCUUUAGUAAACUUUCACCUCUCAGCUAUGCUGUUCUCCUGCUGCUUUUCUUCCUCCCAGCUUGAGUUAAGUUUACUGACUGCCCACAUUUAAUAGGAUUGCCACAGAAAACCACUGUGCCCAGUGUACAGGCAAAGGGGACAAACAAGGAUAAUAAAAAGAAGAGACUGAACAACAAUAGAUAGAGCCAGGAGGAGGGGGCUAAAGAUCAAGCUGGAAAUAUGGAACCACUUAGGCCCUGAGAGCGCACCCUAUAAAGGGUUAAAGAUGGCUACGGGAUAAGUGGAGCUCGUUUAUCGCAAAUUUGACAGUGGUAGUUAAAUGGUGAGUUUCCCUCCGAGCUGCCAGUCUGGAAAAGCAGACAAGGCUCUCUGCUCUCCACACCUCCGGUCUUUCCCCACUCUCCGUGCUCUCCUUUCGUUGUUUAGGGCCGCCUGUCUCCUCAUCUCAGCCCUUAAAUCCCCCUCGUGAGACAGGACAAAGAAGAAGAGGAUUUUUUCAUUUGUCUCUCUUCUCGCACCUCUACACUCUCAUUUUUUAUCGCUGCAUUGGGCCCUGCAAGACUAUCUUCUCCACUUCAUCUCCAUCCAUCCCAUCCUCUUUUAAACACCCUUCGUCUUUGCACCCUUUCCCCCCACUCCUGUCUCUUUCUGUCCCUCGCUGUGGAACUAAAAUCCUCAACCUGCCACCCCUGGAGUGCUCGCAGAUGUCCACAGCCUGGCGCUGAAGCGGGCGCUUGCCAGCAGCCCAGAUGCAUCUGCGACUCGUUGCCAUUGUGAUGUCCUUCCUAUGUGAGGUGAUCAAAAUGGGGUCCGGCGUGGUGCAGAAGCAAAGCGCUCACAGAGAGACAUCAGAGGACUGUCGGAGCUGUCUGGAGUGUUCCCGUGACAACGGCUGCGUGCGUUGCCCCGAGCGACUCUUCCUGUUCCUGCAGAGGGAGGGGAUGUCUCACCAUGGAACUUGUCUCCACGCCUGCCCUGCUGGACACUAUGGACAAAGAGGGAAGGACAUCAACCGCUGCAUGAAGUGUCGCUCUUUGGACUGUGAGCACUGUUUCAGCCGGGACUUCUGCACCAAGUGUAAGCCGGGCUUCCAGCUGUACAAAGGCAAGUGUCUGACCCGCUGCCCAGGAGGAACCUUCGUCCACCAGACAGACUGCGUCGAGGACUGUCUCCUGGCUCCGUUGGGGGAGUGGAGCGACUGGAGUGUCUGUCUCCGUGACGGCUUCCCCUGUGGCUUCAGGUGGGGCAAGCAGACCAGGACCCGGGGGGGCAGGCAGCCCGGGAAAGCGCCGGAAGAGAAAGCGGCAUCGUUCUGCCCGUCCCACAGCGAGACACAGAGGUGCAGGAUGAAGAAAAGGUGUCCUACAGAAAGAAGAACUAAUAAAAAAGGAGGAUUUGGAAGGAAGAAGGAGAAAAAACAACAGCUGCUCGCCAACGACGACGUCGGCAACUCGCCAAACGGAACGGCAGGCGGCGCCAGCGAGCACGAAGGUCACUGGAGCGACGAGACGGACGCACAGCUCAACGCCACACCUGACACGUGCUGGAACAUGACGUCAGCGGGGGCUCUGUAACCCGGGACCACGUCAGUGGUUCUGCACAACCUUAAUUAACACGCACUGCCAUUCACCACAAGCUUGUUUACUGGAAAAAUGAACAAAUAACUUGAUAAUACGACAAAGAAAUUCUUAGGCUAUGUGCC